AUGGCUCCAUGUCUGCCGACAACUGACGGACUGAAAAUACUCAUGGAGCCAUGUCCCUGCGCGACUUGCCAUUGCAGGACCUGGGUGCUCGUCUGUGGCCUACGGAGCUGCCCAGGAGCUGGGCCCGUUCCUGGGCACUACGUCCCACAGCUCGCGGAGCUCAUCUACGAAGGGAACAAAGGCGCGAGCAGGGACAGGGCCAUCAGCAUCAAAGGCUUCAUGAUCGGGAACGCGGUGCUGAACGACGCGACGGACCAGCUGGGCAUGGUGGAGUACGCGUGGAGCCACGCCAUCAUCUCGGACGAGCUCUACUCGGCGGUGCGGCGGGAGUGCGACUCCUUCAAGGAGGAGGCCGACAGCGGCCGGCCCGGCAAGGGCUGCUCCCCGGCGCUCCGCGCCUUCCUGGGCGCCUACGACGACAUCGACAUCUACAGCAUCUACACGCCGACGUGCCUGCUGCUGAACAACGAGGAGUGGCACAGGCUGAUGAAGCGUGUGCCGGCCGGAUACGACCCGUGCACGGAGGCCUACGUGACCAAGUACUUCAACCGCGGGGACGUGCAGCGCGCGCUGCACGCCAACCGGACACGCCUGCCCUACCCGUACUCGCCCUGCAGUGAGGUCAUCAGGAAAUGGAAUGACUCGCCGGCCACCGUGCUGCCCAUCCUCAAGAAGCUCAUGGCCGCCGGGCUGCGCGUCUGGGUCUACAGCGGCGACACGGACGGGCGGGUGCCGGUGACGUCGACGCGGUACAGCAUCAACACGAUGGGGCUGCGGCCGCGGCGGCAGAGGGCGGCCGCUUCUGCUUCGGCAGGCAGUGUGGCCGCGCCGGAGUGGGGCAGGCGUGGUACUACCGCAGGUGGCAGGGUGGCCGGGUGGGCGGUGGAGUACGAGGAGGGGCUGACGCUCGUCACGGUGCGCGGCGCGGGCCACCAGGUGCCGCUCUUCGCGCCGGACCGCUCGCUCGCCAUGCUCUACCAUUUCCUCCGGGGCCAGGCCCUGCCGGCCGCACGCUCCUCCGGCUAG
Messenger RNA from Miscanthus lutarioriparius, 1026 nucleotides. The record is from the annotation of a GenBank genome assembly. Lineage: Eukaryota; Viridiplantae; Streptophyta; Magnoliopsida; Poales; Poaceae.